CAACUGACAUUGCUCGAGUUUAUUAUUUCCAUUGAAUUUGUUAUUUUCAUAUGGUUGCUUUUUUGAUGGGCAGUAGUGCGGGAGUUAGACGGCCGGCCGUUUAUACAAUUGUGUAAGAAUUGAGAAUAAUAAGAACUGUACGCGACUUCUCAAAUCGAGUUCGUAAUGAAUUUGGGCUCUUUUGGUCCAUGGCAGUUGAAGCGCCAGCUGGGACUGGGCGGCUUUGGUGAUGUUCACCUAUGGCAGAACUUGGAAACCGGGCAAGAGAUUGCAACAAAGAGUUUGAAGGAAAAUGCCAAUCUCAGCCAGGAUGAAAUCGUCAAACUCCAGCAACGUUGGCAGCAAGAGCGGGAAUGGAUGACGCAAUUGCAAGCUCCUUACAUAGUGCGCGGUUUGAAUGAUCUGGUUGAACCACAGUUUAUCGCAUACCUCACAGAACGCCAUGCCUGGCGACCACUACAGCCUAUCGUCAUGGAAUACUGCAACGGCGGUGACUUACGCGCACAAUUACAAUUGGUGCAAAACAUCAAUGGGUUGGCGGAGUUCAAGGUACGCGAGAUAUUGCAUGCGCUUCGUCAUGCCAUUGAGUUUUUGCACACAAAAUGUCGCAUCGAACAUCGAGAUCUCAAGCCGGAUAAUGUGGUCAUUCAUAAUGCGACGGAUGGGCGCCGGAUCUAUAAGCUCACUGAUUUCGGCUUCGCCCGUAACAUUACUGAAAAUACUAUGCUAAAAAGUAUUGUUGGCACCCGCAACUAUGUUGCACCAGAAGUCUUGGAUACGGCCCACUAUAAGAAUACCGUAGACUAUUGGUCGCUGGGUAUAAUUGCAUUCGAAUUGAUGUGUGGCAAUUUGCCAUUCAUACCACAUCAACAGCUGUAUGAUAUAGUAACAAAUAUACGUAAGAAAAAAGAGAAAUGCAUUGCUAUUACGGAGGACAUAAAUGAACUGAAAUAUGUUUUCCAUGAGAAAAUGCCAAUUGAGAAUCGCAUGAGUAAAGUAUUUUUAACUAAUAUUGAAGAUUGGUUAACUAUAGCAUUAGAUCAGAAUUACCACACGCGCGGUACGCGACUAGUACCGGAAACCAAGGAGCGUGUCCUUACAUUUUAUACCGAUUUGGAUCGUAUUUUGGCACAAAAAGUAUUGACGGUUUUCGUUUUACCCACUUUGAAAUUUUAUGCAUGGGAACUCACAGAACAGAUGACACUUUUAGAUUUUAGAGAGCUUGUCAAGAGAGACACCGGCAUAGAAGAUAUGUUUUGUAUUUUCCCGACUGGCCAUCCCAGAACAGUGCUUUCUCACACCUACAGGGCGAUCGACUUUUUCGUCGAAGAAUGGCAAAAUAAUCGUGAUAGCGAUAGUCCGCCAGCGAUGCUGUAUAUAGAUGACAUGAAAUGCAGAGAAUACCAGGUAACGCAGCCGGAAAUUCCAGUCAAUUUAAAAAAAUAUUUGAAUGCCCGAAAAGAAAUACCAAAUUGGCUGUUGAGAACUAUCGAACAAAGUACACAUUUUAUGCUUGGUAAUGAGCAGCUCCAACUAGAAGCAUUUGUUAGUGGUUUGAAAGAAUAUGCUCUGACCAUGGAGCACGAAAUAUUCCAGUUCGAUGCAGAAGAGAAGGGAAGACCUUUGCAACAAUAUUUCACAGCGCUCACCGACAUGCAUGGUCGUGUAGAACAAUUUUGCAUGAGCGUAGAAGCGGCACAGCGGGCGUGCUUGACGCAGAUUGGAAAUUGCGACAAUUUCUUCAACCAAUGGUGGGCGAAAGCGUGGAAAUUUAAAGAAGAUAUCGCUACUUUGAAUGGACUUAAGACCAAGGUCAGCCGUUACUAUAAAUCUGGAUUGCGGCGUGCCAAAGAAAUGGCAGUAAAUCCAUUUUUCGACCAGCUAAAGAAUAAAGACGCAUAUAAGCUCCUGGAGUUUAGACGUCAUCUUGAAACAGUGCAGAAAGUCAGAGUUAAUGAAAAGGAGCGCUUAGAGGCUUGCAAAACAGCUGUGUACGCGUGCCUAGGUGAAAGAGAAAAUGCUUUAAAGAGUCCGCACUUAAAAUUUGCCUACUCCGACAUUAGUUCAGUGAAUCAGGAGUUCUUGAAGUUACGAAAUAUUGUCGAUAAUAGUUUGCGUCAAUUAGAGGAAAUGGGAAACAAUUUAACGCAAAGUACUAUAGAUUUUCACACCAAAAUUAUUGACAUUUACAAAGGUGGUAAAGUACAAAGUACCAAAUUAGCACAGGAUGGAGUGUCAACGAAAUUCCUUAAUGGCAAUGCAGACGUAGAGAACAGCAUUAGCGAACUUCUUCACUAUCCUGUUACGCCCUUGAUCGAAGAAGUGACUGGAAUGAUAGUGCAAAUGGACAUUGAAGAAGAUAUGAAUAAAAACAAUGAUCUGCCGGCUACCAUAAAUGAGUGAGCCGCAUUACAAACUACAAAGUUUCUAAAUAUAUUGCCAGAAAGCCUAUCAAUAGCAUUUGCAAUAUAUGUUUGUACAUGUAUACAUACAUAUGUAUGUAUGUAUAUAUUUUUUGACAAUACUAUUUAAGUAAAGCAUGACUGAUUGUGAUAACAAAUUCAUUUGUUACGUGUUACGUUAAUGUUACUUAUUGUUAUACAUGUAUAUGUAAGGAUUAUACGAGUAAAUUUUA
Messenger RNA from Rhagoletis pomonella (apple maggot), 2635 nucleotides. It is a transcript of the gene IKKbeta, whose product is annotated as inhibitor of nuclear factor kappa-B kinase subunit beta. The coding region runs from base 166 to 2403 and encodes 745 amino acids. Lineage: Eukaryota; Metazoa; Arthropoda; Insecta; Diptera; Tephritidae. Gene Ontology annotation, biological process: positive regulation of transcription by RNA polymerase II; peptidyl-serine phosphorylation; tumor necrosis factor-mediated signaling pathway. Gene Ontology annotation, molecular function: ATP binding; IkappaB kinase activity. The record is from RefSeq and is a predicted model, not a curated record. Gene Ontology annotation, cellular component: IkappaB kinase complex; cytoplasm. The transcript has 6 exons.